GUCGGAGCGGCGCGGGCGGGACGGUGGCGGGCGCUGCCCGGAGCCGGCGGAGGCGCGGCCCCCCCGGAGCGUUCUGUGGGGUCUGUGCGCAGUGUUGGAAGUUUAUAUGGAUCAGUGAUACUUGCUCAAGAGUGACAGUGGAGAUCAACACUAAGUCUGCUCCUCUGGCCUUUGCGGUGACAGUGUGUCAGUAACAUGUUGCCUGGGGAAUGUGAGGCAUUUCCUUGCUUGCAUGAGAAGUCUUGGAGUGAGGAAUGAAUAUCUCAAUUGUUUUUCUAAUAAGAGGACCCAAACAAAAGAUUAAAUUGCAGACUUGAGAGUUUGGACCCAGCUCACGCACCCGGUGUUUUCUUGCUCCUUAUGGUGUAGCUGGUGAUUGUUCCUGAGAAGAGAAAAGAUGAUGAGUGAUGCAAGUGACAUGCUGGCUGCGGCUCUGGAGCAGAUGGAUGGCAUCAUAGCAGGUUCCAAGGCUCUGGAAUAUUCCAACGGCAUCUUUGACUGCCAGUCCCCCACCUCCCCCUUUAUGGGGGGUCUGCGGGCACUGCACCUGGUGGAGGAUUUGCGGGGAUUGCUGGAGAUGAUGGAAGCGGAUGAGAGAGAAGGACUGCGCUGCCAGAUCCCAGACUCCACGGCGGAGGCUCUGAUCGAGUGGCUCCAAAGUCAGAUGACUAAUGGACACAUAUCUGGGAAUGGAGAUGUUUAUCAAGAAAGGCUGGCUCGUCUGGAAAAUGAUAAGGAAUCUCUUGUUCUGCAAGUAAGUGUGCUCACAGACCAGGUGGAGGCCCAAGGAGAAAAGAUUCGGGAUCUGGAGUUCUGCCUGGAGGAGCACAGGGAGAAGCUGAAUGCCACAGAGGAGAUGCUGCAACAGGAGCUUUUAAGCAGAACGACCCUUGAAACUCAGAAGCUGGAUCUUAUGGCAGAGAUUUCCACUCUGAAAUUAAAGCUUACAUCUGUAGAGAAGGAUAGAUUGGACUAUGAGGACAGAUUCAGAGACACAGAGGAUUUGAUCCAGGAAAUAAAUGAACUGCGGUUGAGAGUGGGAGAAAUGGACAAUGAAAGACUCCAGUAUGAGAAAAAACUGAAAACAACCAAAUCUUUAAUGGCCAAACUUUCUAGUAUGAAAAUCAAAGUGGGUCAGAUGCAGUAUGAAAAGCAGCGGAUGGAGCAAAAAAGCCAGAUGUUAAAGGAUGAACUCUCAGCUUUGAAAGACAAACUGGAGCAGAAGGAAGCCGAGGUAAAAAGGUUGCACGAAAAAUUGGUUUGCAAGCUCAAAGGAGAAGGAAUUGAAAUCCUGGACAGAGAUGAAAAUUGUAAAAAGAAGCUCAAAGAUAAAAAUAUAGAGGUACAGAAAAUGAAGAAGGCGGUAGAAUCUCUAAUGGCAGCAAAUGAAGAGAAGGAUCGGAAGAUCGAAGAGCUCCGGCAAUCUCUGAACAGGUACAAGAAAGUUCAGGACAUGGUGAUACUGGCUCAAGGUAAAAAAGGCAAGGAAAGUGACGGUGAAGACUUGAAUUCAGGGUCUGUUUCCACGGUUUUACUGGACACACCAAGUCUGACUGACCCAGAGAAAAGCCCAUCCCCAACCCCAGUGACAGCAUCUCCAAUCCACGAUGAGUUUAAUGUGAAUAUUCAUGAAGAGAACUCCUUACAGAUCCACACCAGUAUUUUACAGAUUUCAAUCCCUUCUUUUUCAUCAACAUCCAAGAGCUCAGAAGCUGAUGCAGAGAGAGUGAAAACACAGCCUAGGCCAGAUCCUGCAAGUGAAAUGAGUGAAGGAAGAUCAGCAGGUUCCUCCCCAGAAACUCAUCUGUGUGAUAGUCCAGUAACUUCCUCGCUGCAGAAGUCCAGCAGUCUGAGCAGUUUGAGGAAAGAGCCAUCCGAAGUGGACAGAGACCCCGCCCAGAAGCCAACAGAGCAGGUUAAACCUCCUGUGGAAGGUCAUAGUUUUGCAACCCUGCCCCCGAAGUCUCCCUCUCAUGGUGGCACGGCAGACGAGGACAGUUUUGGUACCCGCAAGGCCAGAUCCUCCUUCGGCCGAGGCUUUUUCAAGAUAAAGAACAACAAGAGGACUGCAAGUGCCCCCAAUCUGGAUCGCAGUCGAAGUGCAAGUGCACCUACCUUAGCUGAGACGGAGAAGGGAUCUGCAGAUCACUUGGAUCUGGCUGGCUUGCCCCCCCACCCAAAGGAAGCAGAUGGUCUACAGAUGACACCACCUUCUCCAGAUUCCAGGAAAAAGGCCAGGGGGAUCAAAAAGUUAUUUGGAAAGCUUAGGAGAAGUCAGUCUACUACCUUCAACCCAGACGACAUGUCCGAGACUGAGUUCAAACGAGGAGGGACGAGAGCGACGGCGGGGCCACGGCUGGGCUGGUCUCGAGACCUGGGGCAGUCCCACAAUGAGCUGGACAUGCCGUUCGCAAAGUGGACAAAAGAGCAGGUUUGCAACUGGCUCCAGGACCAAGGGCUUGGCUCCUACAUAAAUAAUGGCAGGCAGUGGAUACUGUCUGGGCAAACACUCCUGCAAGCUUCUCAGCAGGAUCUGGAAAAGGAGCUUGGGAUAAAGCACCCAUUGCAUCGGAAGAAGCUCCAGCUUGCUCUGCAGGCACUGGGAUCUGAAGAGGAAAACAACCAUGGCAAACUGGAUUACCACUGGGUUACCAGGUGGCUUGAUGACAUUGGCCUCCCCCAGUACAAGACCCAGUUUGAUGAAGGGAAGAUGGACGGCCGAAUGCUCCAUUACAUGAGUGUGGAUGACCUGCUGUCCUUGAAGGUUGUCAGUGUCCUCCACCACCUCAGCAUCAAAAGAGCCAUCCAGGUGUUGAGAAUAAACAACUUUGAGCCCAACUGCCUGCGCAGGAGGCCAUCGGAUGAGAGCAAUGUCACCCCUUCCGAGGUCACCCAGUGGACCAACCACCGUGUGAUGGAGUGGUUGCGCUCCGUGGAUCUGGCAGAGUACGCACCCAACCUGCGGGGCAGUGGUGUGCACGGAGGACUCAUGGUUUUGGAGCCUCGUUUCAAUGUAGAAACCAUGGCACAGCUGCUGAACAUCCCCCCUAACAAGACGCUGCUGAGGCGGCACUUGGCGACUCAUUUCAACCUCCUCAUCGGGCAGGAGGCCCAGCAGCAGAAACGAGAGGCCAUGGAGUCCCCAGACUAUGUCCUCUUGACAGCAACUGCCAAAGUAAAGCCAAAGAAACUUACCUUCAGCAAUUUUGGGAGCCUGAGAAAGAAGAAGCAAGAUGAUGGGGAAGAGUAUGUGUGUCCCAUGGAGCUGGGGCAGGCAUCUGGGAGUGGAUCGAAGAAGGGCUUUAAGCCUGGCUUGGAUAUCCGAGUAUAUGAUGAUGAUGAUUUGGACAGGCUGGAGCAGAUGGAAGAUUCAGAAGGGACGGUGAGGCAAAUAGGAGCGUUUUCUGAAGGCAUCAACAACUUGACACACAUGUUGAAAGAAGAUGAAAUGUUUAAAGACUUUGCGACCCGCUCUCCCAGCACCAGUGUAACAGAUGAGGACUCCAAUGUUUGAUGGUAACCACCAGGCACCGGCAAAGGUUCGCUUUCCUGUAUGCAGGAGCAUCAUCAUUUGAUGUGAUGGGCAGCAGAUAAUAUACAUUACAAUUGCUCUUGCUUCUGUUUGUUCGAAGGAACAUUGUGGGGUGGAGAAUUUUAAAGAGAAAAGGAGAUUUUAAAAAAAAAAAGGUGCCUACUCUAAAGUUGCCAUAAAAGCCACCCAGACACUGGUGAAUGGUAAUCAUUUUAACUCUAUUUAAUGUACAAACUGGUGAUAUGUUUCAGAGUGUUGCAUUUAAAUUUAUGUGGUAUGAUAGUGCUCUUUUUUGCUUAUUCAUGGUCUCAGAUAAUCCUUUAUACUGUUUGAAAGUAACAGAAGGUGUUAGGUAAAAUACUGAGUCUGUAGAUAUCGUGCAUCAGCUUUCUCUAGGCUCUCAGCUGAAAAAUAGAAGUUACUGCUCCUUUUCAAGUGCUUUUGUUUGGCACAGAUACCGGUUCUGCCCUUCCUACAGUAUCCAGUGUAGGAUUUUAGUCAUCUGUGCCCUGCAUAAGCUGCCCAGUAGCUCUUGACUGUUGCUCCUAUUUUUAUACUGUUUUAUAAAAAAAAAGAAAAAGAAAAAAGAAGUAUAUGAAGUACAUAUAAAAGCAAAAAUUUAAAUUUUGUUGUGAGAUAGAGUGAUGGAAAGUUGAAGGUGUGUGGGGAAAGGGGAGAAGGUUGUAAAAAAAUUAUGCCAGUUUGCAGACCAGCUGGUUACUGGAAAAGGCAGGCUGACCUUUGGAACUGUUUGCUUUCGUUGCUUUUUACUAAGUGCACAGUCUAAUGAUCUUCCAUUUGGGAUGAAACAAUUCUAAAGCACAUUUUUCUAGCAGUGACCUGUAUGAAAACUGCACAUUUUAAAAUGUCUUCUCUCUUGGUCCCAGCAGCAGUAGUUAGAACAUUCAACAAGGUUGUUAACACUUCUGUGACUUAAAAAAUUCCAGUGAAGUUGAGACUACUCCCUGCAUAUGGAAGGGAUGUUUCUGUGCUAUAACUAACGUGAAGAUGGUGUAGUUGCAAAAAAACAAAAUAAUAAAGUUAUAUAGAGAAAUGUAUAGGAAAUAUAUUAUUUCAUAUUAUUAAACCUAAGGUGGAACUUUUCCUCCAAAAUUCAAAUAUCAAACAUGUUCCUCAUCAUUAAAGAACAGCUCCGCUGCUUUUGAGGAUAAUCAGGUUUUAAAGUUCCGAACUAGCCAGUGGAAAUCUCAUGUCAGACUUUGGGUAUUGUGAGCAAACAAAAAGAAAACCCAAGUAACUUUUUAUUACAGUGGUUGUUUGUAUGGUGUUGAACGUUGCAUGUGUUGUGGCACGAUGGCAUGAAGCUGCUUUGCUUUGUAAAGGGGAAAAAAAAAAAAAGUCCAAAAAAAAGUCCAGCUGGAAAUGUUCCUUGCAGUGGUGUGUUGCUUUUCCAAGCGUUUGUCACUCGUUUUGUUGCUCUCUGUGCUGGAAGUGAGACUGUUCCUGGUGUGGAGCAAGGAAUAUUAGGUUUGUGCUGUUCAUAAAACAAAGCUGGGAAAGGAAGAAAGGUUCUUUCUGGGGCUUCCAGGGAACUCCCACCAGAUGCUGGGGUAGAUCAGAGACAUAUUCUGGCAUUAUAUUCUUGUGACCUGAUGACCUGGAUCUUUGAAGGAUGUGCAGGGGAGGUGAUUAUUGAUGUUCCAGGAUGAAAAAUUUUGAUUAUUGAUGUAUCAAGAUGAAAAAUCUGAUGUGGACAGGUUGCAUCGUACAUAAUGUACACUGCCAUUUUCGGUAACUGGAGCCAGGCAAACAAUCCAUAAAGUCUCCAUAAAAUACUUUUUGCUGCUUACCCUUUAUCCACAAACAGAUCACAACUGAUGCUUUAGUCAACAUUCCUGACUGAUUCCUGUGCACGAAUAAUUUGCUGUUAUUUCUUCCUCUGCAGUCUUGGGGGUGUUUGAACUGUUUUGUUUGGGCAGAAAUACCACACUGUGUAACAUGCAGAUGGUUGGGAUGUGGAUUCAGGCCUCACUUCCUGUGAAUGCUCUGCAAAAUUGUUAUUAUUUACAUGGAAGUUGAGCAUAAAACCCUGUGGAAGCACUGGGAGAAUGUGGCACAGGCUUCCAGGCAAAAUGCCUCCAAAUUGCUGGCUGGUGAACAGGACUGGAUAUCCAUAGGGGGGAAAAAAGGGGCCUAGUGACACAAUACUGUGUGUGGAACUAGGCACAAAUAUACUCUCCAAUGUCUCUUCAGUCCAGUGUUAUCAGUGACCGCAGGGAUGGUUUAUUUAAGUCCAGUGUAAGCAGAAUUCUGCUCCAAACAACCCUUUCCUGCACUUGCCAGCUGUCAGCCAGGUCAUCCCCUUGGAGCUGCCUAUCAUCUGAACCUCGGUUGUUUUAUGGGGUGGGAAUAUGAGAGCAAGUGAUAAAGUCAGGAAGUUUUCGUGUGUGCGCCCUUGAUACCGUCAGGGUGUUUUCAUUUGUGUUUGAAAAGGGCAACAUAAGUGCUGUGUAUUGCCAUGUGAAAUCCAAUAAAAUCUGUGGAAAAUGCCAA
Messenger RNA from Pseudopipra pipra, 6046 nucleotides. It is a transcript of the gene PPFIBP1, whose product is annotated as PPFIA binding protein 1. Gene Ontology annotation, cellular component: presynaptic active zone. Gene Ontology annotation, biological process: neuromuscular junction development. The transcript is spliced from 32 exons. Gene Ontology annotation, molecular function: protein binding. The record is from RefSeq and is a predicted model, not a curated record. NCBI's taxonomy places the organism in Eukaryota, Metazoa, Chordata, Aves, Passeriformes, Pipridae. Bases 398 to 3514 code for a protein of 1038 amino acids.